Penicillium bovifimosum is the source of this 996-nucleotide messenger RNA. RefSeq lists its product as uncharacterized. Gene Ontology annotation, molecular function: arylformamidase activity. The coding region runs from base 1 to 996 and encodes 331 amino acids. Lineage: Eukaryota; Fungi; Ascomycota; Eurotiomycetes; Eurotiales; Aspergillaceae. The record is from RefSeq and is a predicted model, not a curated record. The transcript has 2 exons.
AUGUCUGGCAUCCCCAAUCUUCCAGAAACAUUCGAUGAUCUCCCAGACAAGCAGCGGUUCUGGCCUGGAGCCGCCGGGAGCGAAGAAGAAGGACUAGGAAUGCUCCGUCUCUUAACGCCAGAGGUAGUAGCACAAGCCGCACGAACAGAAAUCCAGACCGGCGACCGAGUCUGCCUGAACUGGGAUAUGGAGAAACUAAGCCCACCAGCUUACGCUCCGCACUUAGGCUUCAACCGCAAACCAUUCGAGCACAAAGUCAAAUGGGUCGCUGAGGGCGUCGCCUUCGACGACGAAUACCACUUCAACCCCCAACAAUCCUCGCAAUGGGACGGCUUCCGCCACCACAACGCGCCAGCCCCAGGUGCAGACCAAUCCCUCCGCCUCUUCUACGGCGGCACCACAUCCGCCGAGAUCCUCGACGAGACCUCCCCACGCAUCGGCAUCGGCUUCUGGGCUAAGAAAGGCAUCGCCGGCCGCGGCGUGCUAAUCGACUACGUCUCGUACGCAGCAAAGAAAGGUAUUAGCAUCAACGCGCUAAGCCGACAGAUGAUCUCGCUCGACGAGGUGCUGGAGAUCGCACGCGAAUGCAACAUCACUUUCCAAAAGGGCGAUAUCUUUUUCCUGCGCGUUGGCUUACCUGCGACUUGGGAGGGGAUGUCAGAGCAGCAACGUGUGGCGUAUAGUCAGCAGUCGACGCCGAUGCAUGCGGGGAUUGAGCAGAGUGAGCGAGUGCUAAGGUUCAUUUGGGAUAAUCAUUUUGCGGCUGUUGCCUCUGAUGCGGUUAGCUUUGAGGUUUAUCCGGCGUUGCAGCCGGAGUUUGAUUUGCAUCAUUAUUUGCUGGCUGGGUGGGGAGUGCCGAUUGGGGAGAUGUUUGAUUUGGAUGAGUUGGCGGAUACUUGUCGGAGGUUGGGGCGUUGGAGCUUCUUUGUUUCGAGUAGUCCGUUGAAUUGUAAGAGGGGAGUGUCGAGUCCGCCUAAUUGUAUGGCGAUAUUUUGA